AUGGGAGCCACCACGGGCUCGGGAGUAAAAGUCCCUUGCAAUUUUCAACUGUUGGAAGAACUGGAAGAAGGCCAGAAAGGAGUAGGAGAUGGCACAGUUAGCUGGGGUCUAGAAGGUGAUGAAGACAUGACACUUACAAGAUGGACAGGAAUGAUAAUUGGGCUUCCAAGAACAAUUUACAAAAACCGAAUAUACAGCCUUAAAAUAGAAUGUGGACCUAAAUACCCAGAAGCACCCCACUUUGUAAGAUCUGUAACAAAAAUUAAUAUGAAUGCAGUUAAUAGUUCUAAUGGAGUGGUGAACCUAAGAGCCAUAUCAGUGCUAGCAAAAUGGCAGAAUUCAUACAGCAUCAAAGUUGUCCUGCAAGAGCUCAGGAGCCUAAUGAUGUCUAAAGAAAACAUGAAACUCCCUCAGCCGCCCGAAGGACAGUGUUACAACAAUUAAUCAAAAAGAAAAACCACAGGUCCUCCCCCUACCCCCUCCCAUUUGAUUUAAG
This is a messenger RNA of Neofelis nebulosa (Clouded leopard), 496 nucleotides long. Its product is annotated as ubiquitin-conjugating enzyme E2 variant 1-like. The record is from RefSeq and is a predicted model, not a curated record. The coding region runs from base 1 to 444 and encodes 147 amino acids. The transcript has a single exon. Gene Ontology annotation, biological process: protein K63-linked ubiquitination; DNA damage tolerance. NCBI's taxonomy places the organism in Eukaryota, Metazoa, Chordata, Mammalia, Carnivora, Felidae. Gene Ontology annotation, cellular component: nucleus.